AGCAUGAUUAAUUUUCAAUGUUUUCUAUCGUUUGAGGACACCUGUAUUAUCCGGGCCCCCCUCUCCCUCCCCGGAAACUCGACGACCCGAUUCGCCACGGUGCAUGGUCCGCUGCGGACUACCAAGGGCAAUCGGUUUUACGUGGGAGACCCAUAGUCACCGGUGUCGGUCAGUACUGUUUGCGAGCUUGUAAAGCGUCUAUUGUGCAGCCUCCGAAGCGUUUUUGCAGUCGACAGUGAAUUUGAAAUAUACGUGAGUAACCGAUAGUCGUUUAAUUUUAAUAUUUUUUUUUUCUUUUAGUAUUACAUAUCGUUAUAAAUUACAUGGUCAAAAAAGUUAUUAUUGGUACCACGCUCGAAAAUAUUACACACAGGUUACUGAACUAUAUAAGUAUUUAUAACCAUCAGGCGUGCAGGGUGAUUCUUUUCUACAAAGAUUUCGAAUAUAAUCGAUUUUAGUUUGUUUCGAUCGAUUCGUAGAGUCGUUUACUACCGUGUGAAUUGAGUAAAGGGACGUCCAUCCGUGCAGUGGCGUAGCUAGGUGAGGCCACGGGGGCCAUGGGCCUUUUCCGUCGGUAGUAGUUUUAUUUUUUCUAAUUACAACCGUUUCUUGUUACUUUAUUAUGGCGUAUGCGGUUUAUUUGGAUAUGUAAUUGGACUAGAAUGUACGGUAUAUUUUCAAACGCAAUGAGAAAAAUAAACGUGUAGUUUCGGGUUCGGCUGUUUUCGUUUCGCGUCUCAUAUGAGAAAUCCUGGCUACGCCACCGGAUCCAUGCGUACAUUAUCUAUCUGCAGCGUAUAACGUAUAGCUAGGCGCCUAGUAUAAUAGCCGUUAUCGUAUCGAAUAAUAUCGAAAUUCCGAUCGUUAAAAUAAUAGGUGCACCGGUAUUGUGCCGUAGUGGGUGCUAUCGAGUUUACCAGAUGUUUAAAAUAGACAAAGUAUUCCACGAGUGUACAAUAGACCACCUCUCUACGCGUUUGAUUAAAACUCGGAAUGACCGGACGCCGAUGGAAAUCCGACACCGCCGCCGUUCAUUACGAUAUCGUACAGUGUAUCCAAUACGUAUAACCUAACUUAACAGCAAGUCGCGACCUCCGAGAUUAUUUCAACUGUAUCCGCGAACAAUAUAUUCGAUCGAGUAACAAAAUUAUUCCGUGGACUAACACGACGCCGUUAUAAUGUGGAUUUUUAUCCGUAUUGUAAUUUGUUAUAUGUGAAAAAGCCACACAUUUUUCGGACGCCUAUGACGGGUCGGUUCCAUUCAUCGUUUGGGUCCGAAUAGCUAGUAAAAAACCGUAGGAUUUGAGGUUGACGGGUUUUAAUUUUGAAAACGGAUUUUGAUUUAUUAACGAGUUUACCGUAGGUUUUUACGAUGCGUACGUAAACGCCACCAGACGUGUUAUUUAAUCCUAUUUCUACGUAUACAUGAGAAUUAAUUGGAACAGAUUUUCGUUUUUUUCACCGAGGAACCAAUUCUGUAGUUGCCCAUUUAUUAACAUUGAAAACAUAUCGUGGAAAAUAAUCGGCAUUUCAUGGUUCUGAGUGUGUAUGUUUUAUUUGCCAGCAAAAAUCGAUGUUUUUUUUUUCUAGUUAAUAAAAAUGUUCGAAUUUUUUCAUACAGUUUACAUUAAAAGAUGCGGAAUUUUUGUCCGGCGGUACUUUAUUUCAAAAUACGUAUGGACAUUUUCAGCAGGUCCUUUAGCUUUUCGUUAAUUACUGACAUUAAGGGGGAAAACCCUAACCAAUACUUCUGCGCUCAGAAUCGUUGUUAUUUCGCAUUGAUUUAUCCGGUGUACAAACUAAAUUACUCUGUAUAUCCAUUGUUCUAUCUUCCCGAACUGCAUCUACCCACAAACACGAGUAUUCAAUAGUUCUAUGGACACAACGGUAUAAAUACUGUAAAUAUUCGGAGUUAACAAAAGAGUUUAUACAAAAACAAACGAAAACAUAAGAUGAUAUUAUAUUCGUCACGGUAUGCAAUUUUCCGUUUUUGCUUUUCCAUCGGACAAAACUACAGUAUUAAUAUGUUCGCGUAAAACAAACGCAAAAUGCCUUAAAAGUCGGUUUCGGAAAUUUACUACACAAUUAAUAGACGAGACGUCAUUUCAGCUCGUUCGGUGUUUCACGUCUGUUCUCUAAAUAUUCAACUUGUGUUAACAACUAUCAUUUAUUGUGUCCCAGAGUUCAUGUUUUAUAUGAUAUUUAUACAUAUUUUAUAAAUAAAUAUUAUAGUUAAAUUGGAUUAAUAAUUGAACAAAACAGGAAGUUUUUUUUUGACGCGUUAAUUAAAAAAAAAAAAAAAAAAACAUAAAAAUAAUAAUAAAUCGUAAUUUACAGGGUAACUGAUAUAAUUUGUAUUGUAGCUAAUAAGUGCCCCCUAGGUGUGUAAUUCGUUCCGCGACAAGUAAUUGAAUAAUUGAAGGUGAAGUUAGGGUUGGAUAUAUAUAUUAGUGUACUGUGACAAUACAAUUAAAUUACAAACGUUUUACGUGAAACUAAAUCCAAAAUACAAUAUUACAGGCGCGUUAAAAAUAAUAAAAAAAUAUGAUAAAGUAAACACGAUAUAGCGAUAUCAUAAUAUGUACUCCGGUAUUUUUUGCAUAACGAUAAUCGAUUCGUUUCUGAAAUUUAUCGAAGACUAAAAUUAAAAUUACAAAAUACAGGUCAAAUAAUACGACGUGUUAACAAUAAUAUAGGAACGGACCCAGAAUGUCGAUGGUAAAAACUAAAAUACUCAAAAUUGUAAACGUUUUAGUUUCUGAGUGGACCGAAGAAUCCCAUAGUUUUACAAAGAUGUUUUUUUUUUCUAUUCGGCUCAACUUUUCUACCAGAAAUCUUGUUCAGAUUUUUAAGUGUAGCACAUUUUCCGAAUGGACAUCUGACUGGGAAUGUACAUUAAAAGGUCAUUUUUCGAUUUUCCCAAGAUUUUUUCCAACAAAUGUGAACAACCAUAAAAAAAAAAAAAAACAUGAGAAACCUGGAAUAUCGGUACAUUAAACAAUUAUUAUCAAAGAAAAUAUAUAAUAAAUAUUUAAUUAUUUUACCAUAGGAUGACAUAUACGUAUAUUAUUGACAAAGCAUCACUAUCAACUGUACUCCGUUCAGAGUCGUUUUUUCGUUAACAAUGGUUUAUCGUUGCUUACACCUGUAUACAUUAAAUUACCUGAAAUAGUGGCUGGACCCGUCUACAUUGUCCUAGGUGAACUAGCUUUUUUUUUUUUUUUCAAAUCACGGAACCCGCCGAGGAUGCGUCUAUGUCGCAUGACGUUUUUUUGUAAUCACGAAAAUUCCGAUCCCCCGGUUUGUCUCAGCUGACGAUUCGCGUUUUAUUUCGUUUUUUACGGACUCUUGUCACUCGCCAAAUAAUAGCGACACCUGAACGCGUGCACGACAGUUUCCGUCAAAUUCUCGAACAGAUAAUAAAUACGAAAACUAUACGGAACAUUUCGGACGACCAAUAUUACCACGGCGGCUGUAUAGGUUAGUUGCGGCCCGAAGAACCCUUUUCAUCUAGAAACUUUAUUGUCUAUAUAUAUUAUUUAUAAAAAAAAAAAAAAAAAAAUCCAUAAACGUAGUUACCGCAUCGAAAUUUAUAUUUAAUUUAAAAUAGAACAACGGUCGAUGGACAAUACUAUAAACGUGUUGUUCCACACUAGCCAGCCUAACAUAGUAACAUUUAUAACUUCGUUGAUGUGUUACACGAAGUUCAAUCUGAGACUGGUACGAAAUUCAGAAGCAUAUUGGAUUAACGACGAAGAAAACGUGUGAACAAGGAGCUCUUACUCGGGUAACACUAAUAGGCCGAUGUGAAGUGGUAAUUACUAUUAUGAGACUGCAAUUCGUAGGUCCGCAGCUCUCUUAUAAGCCCGGAGCGCGAUUCGUACGUGCAUCUUAUAGACUCGGGCCGCAACUCAUACGUGUUUUAGGGAUUGGGCCGCAAUUCGCCGACACCGACUACGACCAUAUCGAGAGAAACUCCGUCAUCGGAAAGCGUCACCGCGAAUACUUAUAUGUAAGUCACUUUCAAUAGACGCCGCCAAACCGUUCUGGCGAUUUUCGAGUUAUUUAGGUUUGGUUUUUGAAAAUUUGACGUAAAGUCUACCAAAAGUCAUACCCCCAGUAAGUACAUUUCUUUAUUUUUUUUUUUUUUUGUAGAAACGUUUAAAAUUAAAAUUUUGAUGAAAAUCGAAAAAAUUACAGUGUACUGUCGUCCGAUUUACGUGGAUGCGAUUUUUUUUUUCGGGCGCAUAAUAAUAUUAAUAGUCGACAAUAUUGUUUUUGUGGUCAUUCAUAUUGAUACAAUUUUAAAAUUUAACUCGGAACACGCGCGGAUUCCGCUCAUUUUUAAUCGGAUAAUUCUCGAAUUAAACCGCCGCCCGGCGGCACACGCCGUCGCCGACUUUCCGUCCGCGGGACGCAUGCAGUUUUUAUUUUUUUAAUUAAAAUUUCCGACGAUUUUUAUUAUUAGUAUUAUUCGUAUCCUAUUAUUAUCGCGACCGUUUUCCUUUAAGGUUUUUUUUUUCGCUGUACGUUUCCGAGAGCCGAAUUGUUUUUUCGAAAGGACAACGCGCGCAUUCCGGAUAACAAUAAUUAUCAUCUUUCCGGAAUUUUAUCGCCGAAGACUGCGCCGGGCUCCGCGCCCGUCGUCGGGGACUCUGGAACGCCGUCGUCGACGCCGCGCGCCCGUCGACGGACUGGGGAAACGGUUUAUUUUAAGACGUCGCCGGGGACCGUCCACCGCCGCCGUUGCCUUCGCCUCCUUCGUCGCCCUACCGACCGGCGCGCGCCUACCCGUCCGUCCGCCCUCGCCGCGCGUCCCGUAAAUUAAACCUCCGCGGUCCGGGCCGACCCGACCCGCGCGCCGCUCGCCCCGUCCAUCACCCGGCCGCCGUCCCGCCCUUUUCCGCCUCCGGGACCGCGGUACGCGCCGCGCGUGCAACUCGACCGGAACGCAUUUUUCCGGGCCCGUCCCGUCGCCCGUGUCCGCCCGGGUUCGCGGCCGCCGAAAUCGGUCGCUCUCCGGCCCCGACGGCGGCGCCUCUGUUAUUGUACGCGUAUACCUGUGCGACGACGUCCCUCUACGCCGCCGGUUUGGCACGCCGCUCGUUUCGCGUUCUCCCGUUUCCCCGGGUUUCGACGCCGGGGCGACGACGGACCCGCGGCCGUUAAAAACCGCUUUCCAACGGCUUUCGCGCGGCGUUUCUAAUUUAGCGCCGCCGCGGGACAGAAGUCCGGCCGAUCCGAAACCCCGGAUAGAAACAUAUAUUAUACUCAACGGGACCUUUUAAUUCGGAUCCACGGGAUUUAAUCCGUCAAACAUUAUCAUAUGUGUGUGUGUAUAUAUAUAUAUAAUUACGGUUAAAACGUGAAUCCGGAUCCGGACGAAUCGGAGGCGCGGAGGCAAAAAGUAAAUAACAUAUUAGUAAUACUAACGUAUUGUACAAUGUCAAUAAACUUUGUCGGUUUAUUUUUAUUUUUUUAUUUUUCUGUUCAAUAAGUAUAAAACAAAAUGAUAAAUACUUAUACUCGUAUUACUUAUGAACACGCGUGAGUUACAGUGACCGUUGGUCGUAUAACGAUUUCGUUAUCCUGUUGUCUGAAAUGAAUUGAAUCGUCGAUCCGGAUAAUCGAUUAAUCUGGCAAUCCGGAUUGCACGGAUUUUUAUCAUUUUUCCCGACCCGGAUUAAAUACCCAAGUACUACUAUCUAUACACAUAGAAUAUGACCAAAUUUAGUUUUGUGUCCGGUGUUUCAUGGAAUUUUAUUUCGUUUAGUGUGUUACCUGUAAUAUUAUGAAUUGCGAUGACGACGACGAUGACGUUGCCCUGUAGGAAUUCUCGACGGUGUAUGUACAGGGCGUAACACGAAGAACUAACACGUACAGUUUUUGUUUUGUUCGACGGUUUUAAAUUUUUUAACAGAUGGGACUGCGUGAAUUUUGCCUUGCCGUGUUUUGAAAAAUUGAUUCGGACAUUUAUUGAUGCACGGAGUAGCAAACUUGUCUACGAUGGUUGUGAAUUAGUUUCAGAUUAUUGGUGAAAAUCCGGAGUUGAUAGAAUAAAAUGUAGGGAGGUUUGGGGGGGGGGACUUCACAGAUAUUAAGUAGCGAGCACGUACACGCGAUUUCAGUGCAAUACAAUUUUCGUAGGAAAACGAAAAAUGCUUACCUUUUUUUUGUUGUUUACCCCGGAGGUGGAUGAAAAUGGACAGCGGGGAAAAACGAUUAUUCAUUUUCAAAGGAAAACGGACCCGUCCGUCUCGAGUAUACAUAAUGCCGUGUCUACGUUCGUCGUCUAUAUUAACCAGAAACGCGAUCCAGAGCGUUCUGAUGCAGGUGUGCGUGUGUACACCAAGACUUUUGGGAUUACGACCCGAAGCUAAUAUAAUAAUAAUAUAAUACGUCGUAUUACAGAUAUAACGCAAUAGUAUCAUGUCGUGUGUGUGUGUGUGUGUGUGUGUGCGUGUGCACGCACGGGUCACGCGAACCUGGAGAGAAUAUAUUGUAACAUAUAAGGGAGAAAAAGCAAACUACCGCUGUAAUACUUGUAGUCCGAGAGUCUCGUUUAUAUAUAGGCAUAGGCAUAAGUGUAUGCACUAAAAAUAGUAAACAAAGUUACAAUAUAUUUGGACAAACAAAAAAAAACAAAAAUCUAAAUGCAACGUGUUGUUGCUUAAUACGCGUGUCGUGUGAUUGGGAUUGAGGGGCAUUACUCCAAUGAGCCAGUGAUGUUUCUAUAAUUUUAGCACUCCUAAUUUGCGCCCGUGUAUACAGGGACAUGGGUACUUAUAGUUAUAAAUAAUCGCCGAAACGUGUGCAUAUAAGUAGAUUUUCGACAGUCGAACGCUCGAAAUACUUCAAUCGGAUUGCGACCUGUUCGUAUGUUGUAUUAGUGGUGUGAUAUAAAUCCGGAUUAUCUAAAAAUCCGGAUUUCGGAUUUCAAAGUCCGAGAAUACAGACUUCAGGUAUAAAAAUUUGAUUUUUUUUUUUUUUUUAAAUUCAUUAUAUAUACAUACUUUUAAUUAAGCCCCUCGAUACAAUCGUAAAAUCGAAAAUUUGAAUUAAAUGAUUUUAUAGAAGAAAAAAAUUGUGGCCAAUUUUAACGUGAUUGUAAAAAAUUAUUAUCAGACAAUUCACAUUAUAUUAUAAUGUAGUCUUUUUGUAAUAUUUACACUAAAAAAAAAAAAAAUCUACAAUUAUGAUCAGUUUUUGAAUUGAAGAGAAAACGUCUAAAACAGGUAACGCAAAAUCAAAGAUUUAAAAUCUGAAACUCAGAUUUUCAAUACACUCUCGUCUUUGGAUUCAGACAUUUUUUUUUUUUUUUUUUAUGUAUUUCUCUCCAAUCGAAACGCCCGUUUUUAUUAACGCCGGAUUCGCGCGUGCGCGCGUUUUAUUCCGUUUGAACUCCGAACGGCCGUGCCGCAGACGGUUUUCGAGACGAGUGUGGGGGACACCGGGGAAUCGUGUACACCGGUGUCCAAAGUCGACCGGGGGUGGGGGGUGGUGGAGGGGAGGGUGGAAAAAUCGUAUCGUUCGGAUAUCCGACGGCCCGAACGCAGCCGGUCGUUUCCUGCGAAACGACGUGCGUUCCCGGUGUACCCCGCGUACACCGGGGGGCUGCCGUGACCGGAUUUCGGCCGUGCAUUAUCGUUUCGCCGUUAUGCGACGCGCCGUAUUGCAUUACGUACCCGGCGGGCGUAUUGCCGCGUGGUACGGCCGUACACUUGACGUUUGCCGUGACGCGGUCAAACGUCCAACGGGGACCGGCGGCGUGACAAGCGAAUCGUACCUCCGGACCACCGCCGCGUACCCCGUAUCGCGUACGGUAAUCCCGGGAUUAUCGUGUCUCCAGUCCCGAAAACCCCGGGACACGUCCGAUUCCUAAAAUCGCGUGACGGACGCGUGAUCGUAAUACCGUCGCUAACGCCCGCGUAACGAAAUCCUAAAGUAUAGAUACUCAUUCCCCCUCCCCCCCCCCAAAAAAAAUACGCGAACCCGGUGUACGGUAAAUUAUGCCGGGCAAUCCGUAACCGUCGUCGAAAUGUACACGGCGACGGGAAAACCGUACUUCCGGAGAACGAUUUCGAGAGGCGCCUACGAUUUUCCCGGGAUCGCGGUAACGGGAGUAUGGUUUUUCUAGGGUCGCGGUAACGGGAGCGUGAUUCAACUCGGACUAUGGUAUUGCCGAGGAGCUGUGACAUUCCUCGGUGUUGGAAUCGAACACACACCGAGCAUUAAUGAGAUAACGGAAUUCGUAUUCCCGCCGGGCUGUCGACGAUUCGCGAUCGCGGUAACCACGGGUUUUUUUUUCUUAUCAUCAUUUCUCUCGUCGUGUUCGCGGUCGCCGUAUAUGUUUUGUAGACCAAAAAGUCACAAAAAAACACAAAUGCUCCCACGGUCGCAAUAGGUAAUAACUAAUUAUUAUCGCUAAGUCGGUCAGGGCUCAGUUUUUCGCGCCUGUUACGCGAAUAAUAAUAAUAACAAUUAUUGUUAUCUCUCGUUUUCUCUAUAUUAUAAAAAAUAUGUAUUAAAUGCAUAUUGAGCAACACAACAUAAUAAAAAAAAAAAAGUUGUAUUGCAUUGUAUUGUUAUGACGUAUGUUACUCCAACGCAUGCAAGUAUAACAACAAUGUGAUGCGUUCAAGCCGAAUUUUUUUACGUAAGCUGUAAUAGUAUCUAAUUAAAAAAAAAAAAAGAAAACCAUCGAAAGGUCAUGCACAAAAACAUUGUAAAUAAUAUUUUCUCGCAUAAAAAAUGUACGGAUUUUACGCUAUAGGUACUCCCGUAAACGAUUUUGUUUUACAGUAUUCGCAUGCAAUUCAUGUACGUUUCGAAACCGUGGAAUACAUAAUUAUUGUUCUAACACACUUUACGCAUUAUAAUACGAUGUUAUAAUGUACAAUAUAUAAUUUAGUAAAGUUUCUCACAUAUGCGCGAGAAGGGUUACAUCAAAUAUUAAAAUUAAAAAAAAAAAAAAAAUUAAUGAAUAAAAAAUUAGGUCAGAAUUAGGUAACUAUGUAAUACGUAUACAGAGCCGUCCAAAGUUUUUUUUUUUUUUUGGGGGGAUGGGGGAAAAUCAAUUCCGGGGCCUCCUCGAUCGUCACAAUAUGAUAACAGAAUACAAAAAAAUUGUAUGUAAUUGUUCAACCGCGUUACGUUUUCAAUAAAUUCACAGCAAUAUUUUAUCAGCACGUUUAAUGGGAAUGCAAAUCGUAUUCGUAGCUAUUAGCGUAUAGGCUACUUAGCGUUUGAAACUUUUUCCCAGAAGAUUGCAUUCGCGAAUGCAAUUAUAUUUUUGGUUUUUAGCGAAUGGCGAAUGCAAAAUCAUUUUGCGUCAACAUUUGAACGCGAACAAUACAUGUUUUUUUUUAUCCUUAAUAGUAUAACAAGAAUAAUUAAUAAUUAUACGCAUUUUUUUAAAAAAAAAAAAAUAUUAUUUCAGUAGUUAAACUAACGUUAAAAUAUUGACAUUGUUAAAAGUAUAUACACUAUCAUACAUUGUACAAUUUGUAGAUAGUUUUGUUUUGAUUUUUUUUUUUUUUUUUCUAACUUGCGCAAAUAAACGCUUUUCAAAUUUCGACGGGAAUUUCGAUGCGAAUUACGGAUGCAUCACGUAUUAUUAUUAUUCGAUUAUACGGGGUAUCAUUAGAAAUUACAAGUCCAUCCUGUCGUUUUCUAGUGACCCGGCUUUAAGGGGACAAGACGUUUCCGUAACCCGGGACCCGCAGGAAAACGAUCCCGUUUCCUCCCCUCCCUGAACGGCUCCGUAACUAUAAUACCGUUUAGUCAUUAAAUAAAAAUUAUUAUAUUAGUUUAUUAUCAUGUACAUACAGGUAACAAACAACAUACUUUUCCGUUUCGGUGGCUGUCGGUUUUCCGUGAAAUCCCUUGCGCAUGAAAUUUGCCCCUACGAUUAUCGUUUCGACAUUUUCUCGUACGGUAAUGGUUCGUUAAAUUUUUACAAAAUACGACGCGAACCCUGCAAAGGUAUACGAAACCGAGAGAGAGAGAGAACAAUAACGGCGGAAAAAGAACAGUGGUCGUACGCGGGAGCAGAUAACUGCCAGUACAAAAAUAAACGGAUUUGAACAUUUAAAAUCGCCGUGUCGUUUCGAUUUCCGUAUCCGAAAUUUCAUAACGAUCGAUAAUAUUUCUAAAAACCGUAAACGAAACAAACCGCCGAAACGCUCUGAACGGUAAUGUAUACGGGGUUUUUUUUUUUCUUUUUACGGAACAAUAUUACGUACGUUGGUCACGUUGUGACGUCUCCUAUAGACAACGCCGGACGGGCCGCCACGACCCGGUGAAUAUCAGAGGGCCCGAUAAUCGCCCCUAUAAGACAGUUAACGAAGGGGGGAGUGGUGAAAUUCGGCUGCACACGAAUCGCGUCCCAAAAUAUAAAAAAAAAAACUCCGAUACCGCUAAUUGUGAUCCAGGAUAUUCUGAGCGACACGCGAAUUGCGUUGGUUCCAUCUGCAAAUUAUGUUUCUAUAAAUUUAUUCUGUGCUUUUCAGUUGUAUUUCAGUUUUAUACAGAUUAACAAUAAUACGCAAUAAAAUUGGAUUAACAAUCGUAGCAUCGUUCGUGCGUCGCCUGUUUAGUCGUACAAUUUUUUGUAACGCGUAGCGCUCUAAAUCAAUAUUGUUAACAAAAUGAAUUCGGCGAUUUAAAGUGAAAAAAAUAAAAAUUUAAUUUUGUACACAGAUGCAUUCAAAUUUCGAUACCGUAAAACACCGAGAGGACGUUAAACUCCCAUCUACCGUCUCGGUGCAACCGUCGGUUUACACGCAAAACCGAUGUUCGCGGAGAAUGAGUAAAGCUUGAUUUCGGUAUUAAAGUAAAAGCGUUUGUUAUAAAAUAUACAGAGAACGUUAUUUCGGUGACAGUGUCUCGAAUGUUUUUCGAAUUACGAACUUUAAAACAGUCACGGUUACGUAUAAAACGCAAAAUAAAAAAAAAAAAAAAAAGGUUUUAUAUCUUUUAUAUCGAGCUGUGCAUUUCGAAUAAUACAAAAACCCUAUGUGCGAUACUCUCUCCGAAAUAUUUUCCUCUGUGUAAAUGUCAUAACAGGUACACGUUUACUCCGGAGUCAAAAUCGAGCUAGUUUCACAUAUUCCGCGUGAGCAUUGUUCUUGCAUAUUAUCCGGUAGUCGGACCGAGACGGUAGACGCGGGCGCGGCGUCCUCUCGAACGUUGGAAUUGCUGAACAAAAAAAAAAAAUAAUAAUAUGCGAGUCGUGUAUUAAACCGAAUAUAAUAAAAACGGCGUUACAGUCGUAUCGAAAAUUCCGCCGGAUCAUUUAACAGACGAAAAUUGAAUAGGGCGGUCUAAAGCGUAAAAAGACUCUACGAUAAACUCAUCCGAAACUUAUUCACGGAACGUUCCAAAAGACAUUUCGACAUCGAUGGUCGGCGCGGUUCGACCCGGACCCGUAACGAUGUUACGCACCGCGUCGGGUCAUCUCGCGAAAUUCCAAAACCGCUAAAAACCGCCGUGACAGUAGAACGGCACCGGUUGCCGUUGACACUUUGACGGCCCGUACAGCCCCAGAACAGAACAGGAAGGAAUGUCGCUUUUCUUUUUUUUUCUGUAUCUACGACGGGACGUGAUGAAAAAAGGGUUUCGGGACGCGAUUCGCGUGCGGCGCGAUAUUCACCGGCAAAACCUUACCGAACGCGGCGCGACGGGUGGUGGUGAAUUUUCGCGCGGACGCCGUUACGGUUACGCAGACCGGUGCGAUAAUUGUUUCGCUACCGUCGCGGGGUGCCGUUACGUCACGGCGUCGCAGGAAACGCGCGGCCAUUAGCCCGCGCGGCGGCGGCGGCGACGGUGAAAUAAUCGCGUACGCGAAACAAAAAUAAUAAUUAUCGGCCGUGUCCCGCGCGAGCGUUUCCGAUUUCCGGAACGGAAACAAUAACGUUGUGUUAUCGGUCGAACGCGGGAUUAUUCGACGCGUAUUCAUCCCGGGGGGGGGGGGGGGGGGCGGCGAGGCGAACGGGUUUCGGGUAAUUAUCGAUAAUGUUGCCCGCACGAUAAUUGCCGAUUCGUUCGCCAGCCGCGGUAAUGCGCAGUUUAUACAAUACAAUAAAUAAUUAUUGUAAUCGUAAAAUGCGCGGAGAACGCCGCCGCCGCCGCCGCUAAACGAUUGAUCGAACAAUUUGUCGACGGGAGUCGUCGGAUUUCGAUCGCGUUGCAUCAAUCGCCGUGCAGUACGGUAUAUUUUCGUUUUUUUUUGUUCUUUUGUCAAUUAUAAAAAAAUGUAUAGUAUAAAAACAAACAGCAUUUAAACAUUAGGAAAAAAAAAAAAUAAUAAUAACAAGUACAACAGUAAAAAGAACAAUAUAAGAGUAUAAUAAAUAACAAUCGUAAUAUAGUAAUAGUAAUAAGAUAGUUUCAAGCAUAAAAAAAAAAAAAAAAAAAAAAAAAUGGAAAAGAAAACGCCAACUGGCGUUUCGUGAUCGUGUUCGUGUUUAUGUGGCACAGCAAAUCAUUUAGAAAUAACAAAAUUAAAAAAAAAAAAAAAAAAAAAUUAAUAAAAAUAUAUCGCGUGUGUGUAUAAGAAAACAAAUAUUAUUAUUAUGUAUAUAAUAAUAAUAAUAAUUAUAAUAAUAAUAUAGUAGUAAAUCGUCGGAAGAAGUGUGUAAUAUUUGUACGUACAGAGAGAUGAAAAGAAAAGAAAUAAAAAAAUUGAUGCGUAUAGUAAGAAAACGUACCUAGUCUUCUAAUUCUGAAAAGUAUGUAAUGCAACUGGAGAAUUGCCGAGGAUUCCAUUACACAUAUAUUUUUUGGUGAUCACUUCAACUCCGUACAACAGUAGUGCGGUAUGGAAAAACUUUGGCAAACAAACAAACACAAAUACAUUAAAAAAAAAGAAGAGAAAAAAAAAAAGUAAUAGUUCGAAGAAAACAAAAUAAUUUCACGUUGUUUUAUUAUUAUUGUUUUUUUUUUUUUUUUUUUUUUUUUCGUUUCGGUUUUACUCAGUGUAAAUAAUUGACGUGCAGUGUGCACCGAGUCGCCGUCGCGACGUUUGCUACGGGUAUAACCGAUAAAUAUCGUUAUGCAGUCGUAUCGUUUUGGUUUAGUUUAAAUUUUUGUUACUUAAAAUUAAAUCGGGCGUCAUGAUAUUUACAUAUUGAUGAUCUGAAAAAAACGCGACACGGUUUUCAAAGCUGGCUACUGCAGACCAGUAGUCAGAAAGCCAAGGCGAACCGUUACUUUUUUUUACGACCCUAAAAGUUUAGACUGUAAACGAACGGGUGGACAUUGUAUAGUAACUGUAGACGUACGAUUUUCGACAUGGUCAGAGACACGUGGUGUCGCGAUAUCGUGACAGAAGGAAUAAACACGUCCAAUAUCGAGGGACAAAAUCAGUUAACCGGUCUCUUUAUGAUUUCCUUAAACAUUCUCUGUGUCAAUUAUUUAACGAUAUUGCUGUCUUAGCGGUACUAUAUGCAAGGUACGGCGGACUGUUGUACGGUAUCCGUUUUGGACGGUUGAUAAAUUAAAACGCCCAACUUACUGAUAUUGUUUUACUGACAUUGUUGUUUUUAUUUUUUAUUUUUUUUUUUUUUUUUUAUAAUAACUAUAACUUGACAUUAAUGAGUUAGACGGACUUUUCCGUCUAACUUAUCGACUAGUAUCGAAAUUAUCGUCGAAACGAUACUGCAGAUUAUCUCAAGAUAAUCUACCGGCAGGUGAGGCGGCGCCGGAGCAUCUGAAGACCGUCAAUACUGCAAGAUUCUGGCAGUGUCGGUCUUAUUUUGGUAUCGUUCGUGUGUACUUACGUCAAGUAUCUUCUUUCGCCUGGUCUCGUACUAAUAAUAUAACAUUUUGACAGCGUUAUAACUAUUGUUAUAAUUAUUAUACAAUCGAGUGUAUCGAAAUACGCGGUUUGUUGAUUUUUUUUUUGAAUUUUUAGCAUUGAUGAAAUCGAUUAAUCGUGCAAGCAGGUUUCAAAUCAAAAAAAAAUGCGUAUCGCACACGUGUUGUAUGUACGCAUACAUGCUUACAGCUUUACACAAUAACACACACACACACACAAACACAUGCAUAGGAGUUUAUAUAAACUAUAUUUUUCCCCCAGGGUCCGCGGAAAAAAUAAUUAAAAAACCGUUUUUUCCUCAGAUUUUUUUCCCGAAAAUUAAUUUUUCAGGUACUUCGACUGCAAUUUUCUGACUUUUCGGGAAACUCAUUUUCCCUGAACUGUUGAUUCUUACACGCAAUAAUAUGUAAUAUCUAGAGUCAUUCACUUAUUAUGAACCAGUGAUUUUCUCGGAGAAUUCGAAGUAAAUUUGAUUUCUGUUUUAAUUUUUUCAACUCUUUUAAAAAAUCCAUAUAUCUUAAACGCGUAUAUACUUUGGAUUUCCUACACCCACUGCCUUUUUAAAACACAGAUUAAAAUAGAUAAUAUAUAUUUUUAAAUGUUUACAAGCGCAACAUUAGCUUGAUCCUUGCGUACUUCUCUGGCGUAAUUUUUAAACGGUAAACUUUUAGUGAUAUGCAUAUCAACAUUUCUAGAAAAUAUUUUCUCUAAUUUGAAUCUAUGAUUGAAAAGGGAAUUUCUAAUUGAAAAUCCAAAGUAGAUCCUCGUGUCAGGUAUAAGGAGUGGGACGGGAAAAUUCAAAAUAGUGUUAAUAUAAAGAUUAAAUUAUUCCAUAAUAAUUAAAAAAAAAAAAAAAAAACAAAAAACAUCAAAUUCACUUAACCCCUCCGAUAAAAUUAUUGGUUCAUGGUAAGUGAAUUACCCUGUAUUAUUGUUAAAUGUAUACACUUAAGUAUAAAAAAAAAUACGGAGUAAUAAGCGCCUCUUAAUGGAUGGUUGGUGUGUAAUACGUAGUCGUAUAACAAAAUGGGAAAGAAUAUUAUUAUUAUUGUUACGAGAAGGUGCUUAUAUAUACGAUUUUCGUGAUAUCACUCGUGUCUUUCUGCAACACUAUGCGCGCGAUUCAAUUUGGCGAAAAAGCUUUUAGACAAAUUACUGUACAGCUACGUAUAUUAUAGAGCCUUUACCCGGUCUCCCAUAAAAUCUCUUAAGACUCGGCUGAAAAUCACCGUAGCCAUUAGUCACAGAUUUAAGUAUACACACGUAUAUGUGUUGUGUAUUUGUGUAUCUGGGGGCUUUAUCUGUUAUCCGCGGUCGUUUGAGGUUGAUAAGAAACAUAAUCCGGUGCACGAGACGUCGACAUCGGAGAGAAACCACAAACCGCAAGAUUAAAAAAAAAAACACUAUUUUGAUAUCUGCCAUGUAAUACUAAGAUGUUUUCGAUUUGUGGAUAAACUGAUUGAUAAUUAAUCGCGCUAUUAAAAAUGGUUGUGUUGAUUCGUAUUGACAUGUUGAACUCGUACUGACUAUGCUUUUUGAUUCUGAGCAAAGCGCGAACGUAUUCGGCUUUUUUUCGAAUUUUUCCAGAAAAUAGAGAUUAUUGCACUGAAUUGUGUCUGUUGUAUUAGUACAAAUAUAUGUAUAUAUACAUUUUUUUUUCCGGUACAUUUAAAUACUUUUAGCGGCUUCACGUGAACCAAAUGAGAUUAAACUCGGUAAUUAGAGUUUUUUUUAUAGGCAGAUUUCAAUGAUAAAGUCUUGGUUGAAUUGCAGUAUAAUCUUCGCCAUGGUUUUGUGGAAGCUUUUAAACUUUAUACACCCUUACAGGGCUCCUAAAUCAAUCAAGGGAAAUGAAAUUGUAUAUAUCCACGGUGUAAGUACAUCAAGAAUGUGCCUCGUGGUGGUUUUGACUUUUAAAACUCGCCCGACCGUUUUUAUGCUUUGAUUUCAUCGUUUUACGGGGUUUUAAUUAUCCCUGUAGAAUCACGAAAUUAAGUAACUUAAGUAAAAUUAGUAUAGUAUAUAAGUAUAAUCUUUGUCGAAGAUGUACUUUUAGAAGGUUUGAAUCCCACUGACGGUUUGUAUGUUGGAAAAACUCUCGAGAACUACUUUACCUUAUUUGAUUAAACAUUUUUUUGUUCAAUUCCGUAUCUGUAUAAAUAAAGAAAAAAACCUGAAACAUUUGAAAUAUUGUAACGGCAUCAAGUUGACUGGGAGAUAAUUUGAGUCAAGUUCUAUUUCUGUUUUUGUUUUUUUUUUUUAAUUUAUAAGAAGAUAGACGCUGACAGGAGUGGAUUCUAAAGAGUUGGCAUAGUUAUUACCGUAGUGAAAAUGAUUAAACCGGGAGUUUGUCACCUUUUCGGAAAUAAGACGUAUAAUCAAUAGUAAACUCAAAGAGAUUAUUCCGCCAAUAUAAAAUUAUAUAUUUAUGUUAAACUCUAAGGUAUAAUACACAAUUAGCCUAAUGUAACAUAAUUAAAAUUGAAACGCGUUAUUUUUUCUAGUUGAUGUAACGAACAAAUUAAUUGUGAAGUUAAUAAAACAAAAGAAAUCAAAGGUUAAAAGAGUUUAUAUUAACUUUUUAACUUUCUAACUCCCAGCUCUGGGUAAAUUAUUAAUAUCGCCUCAUUACUUACGAGGCUUGUCAGCAGUCCAUUCAAAAAUCUUUUGUCAAAUUUCGAAUGGUUUUUGUUUUUGUUUUUUUUAUUAAUUUACCGUUCGUCGAAAUUCCAACAAAUUCACAUGGUUUGUUCAAAAUUUGAUCCCGUAAUACUGAAAAAAUGUCGUCGUCGUUUCGCCAUAAAAUCGUUUGUCACUGAAUAAUAUUACUAUCAUGAACUAUACGACUAUAAUUAUUAUAAAUACGUUCGUGACCAGCGUAAAUAAACUUUUCGUUAAGAAAAAAAAAUCAUCUUCUUUAUUUAAAAAAAAAAAAAAUGUCCCGUAAAAAUUAUGAAAGCUCCCGUGUGCCACUCUCGUACUAAAGAAAUUAAAACCACGCCAUUGUAAUUUGUUUUUGUAAACCCUCUGGUUUUCCGGUUUUUUUCCCUCUGUUUUUACGACCGAAACCCCUGAACGUACAUAAAUAAAUUCCUUCGUCUCGCCGCCCACAAUAACUCAUCGUCAUAUUAUAUACAUAGUUUUUUUCCCCUCGGAAAUUCGUAACAAUGUUACGGCAAAAUUCGCACGCCUUUGAAUAUACUAGAUUAGUGUAUGCUAAAUAAAUUAAUAUAUUGUCAUGUAUUCGAAUACACAUGCGUAUUAUUUUUAAUAUUUAACAUUUCAAUCGUGUCGAUAAAAGUGAUGUGGGUAAUGAGGAAAUUUAGUGGUUAUAUUCCCCCUUCUCAAAUCGGACCAAAAAUGCUGUAACGAAAAAACAACAGUAACUAUUUAUUUAAGAAUACCUUGAAAUGUAUAGAUUUUAGCCGAAAAGUUUGAUUUAUCAUUUAAAAAACUGACCCCAUGGAUCCGGAUUUCAAAUUGCUACAAUCGGGUUUGGUAAAGAAAAUGAUACUAAUGAUACCCGUUGAAAAUUCCUGGGCACGCCACUGAUAAAGUCAUGUCUCGAGGUUAGAUUUUUUCAAUAUAAUUAUAUUUGAAAACACUUUAUCGAUAUAAAAUUAGUUUCAACGGUAUUCUAUACCAUAGAAAUCGAGGAAAAGAUUUUCAAAAUUAAAAAUGUCCUAGGUACGAAAGUCUCUAAACUCAAAAAUGUUACGAUUGUAGAAAUAUGUGAUCUAACAAUUUUUCGCAAUUUUCCCCCUGGAAAAAAUCGUAAAUACGCUACUGCGGAUAUGUUUAUACUUGGGCAAUUUUUAGAGAUUCGAAUUGAACGGAAGCGACUUUUCGCCAAAGAUUACAAUCACUCAUAUGUGCAUAAUUCUAAGCAAUUUUUAUUUUCAAUUAUUUUUAAACCGUUACGUUUAUUUAUAACAAUAAUUCUCGAUGAUUCGAAAUAGCAACUGUCCGCUCUAUAGUAUUCGAUUUACGUUUAGCCAUAUUUGACUACUAGACAAUAACUAUCAAAGUUUUUCGUAUGACACACUCCGACUUUGAGUGAUCGAGUUUCGAAAUCAUUAUUACGGGCGGUGAAAUACAUUUUUUCCCGAUUAUCGCCGUUAGCAAAUAUUAUAUUCUUGCAGACUACCAACCGAUAGCGAUGAUUACCCGACGCUGACGUGACGGUUAUAAAAAAAAAAAAAAAAGUUAUUAGUUUCAUUAUGAUGUAUGUGCGUGCGUGUGUGUAUUUUUUCUCGAAAAACAAUUUUUUAACGAGUAAAAUGCUCCGAUUUUUUCACAUAAUAACUAAGGAUUACUAAAAAAAGAUAUUUUGCUCACCGGUACCUUGUUUAGAAAAACAUGUACAGAUUCUUAACAGUUUUUCUAUACAGUUAAAAAACCCGACAGCAAAGUAUGGCCGUGCCUUGUGGUUUUAUUGUUGUCGAUUUUUAGAUUUUCAGGAGAAAAAACACGACAAAUAUUACUCCGUCCCAAAUCGUUUUUUGAUUGCAAUGCAUUAACGUAACGUUCAGUAUCUAUAAAAAUUAAAUUACUCUAUUAUAUAUUCUAAAUAUUUCAAAAUUCCCGUCGUCUACUACGGGUGAUGACCUACUUCCAUGUGUGAAGUGCGUCCAAUUUUUUUGUUUUUGUUUAUUUGUACCACAUUAACCAUGUUAUUUAUUUCUAAACUACGCCCGCGAAUAUGAAUACAAGAAGGAAAACUACGUCAUAUUGUUCUGCAUGAUGCGAAAUUCACAGAAUCGCAGUGUCCGGUGUAAAACGUGUGUUUUUUUUUUUUUUUUUUUUUUAAAUAACGUGCGAAUUUAAUUGUCUGUUCUUUUGAAUAUUUCAGUUCACGGACGAUAUAAUAAAUUAUAAUAUUUGGACCGGCCCGAAAUAUGGGCGGGCCGUGAGUAUUUUACGGCCAAAAUUCUGUAGAUUCGGUACCGUUGUCACCGCGAUAUAACCGGGAUGCUUGUUUACAGAUUCUAUCCGAGUUCGGCCCAAGUGAUAUGUAAAUGUACACCCUGACAUGGUUUUUAACCGCCUAGGACCUAGGUUUUAGGUUUACAUUUAGAACACUAACUUCCUUCAAACCUAAUCGGGUUUUCACUGAUAGGUAGAUUAAGUUUUUCUAUAACCCCUCUGUUUUAUUCACGGUUAUGGAUAAUAUAGUAACGUAACGGCAUAUAUUAUUUAACAUUGAGCACAAAUUUUGAGCAAAGUGACAAAUAUGCGCAGAUCAUCACGUAAUCAUAUUACCCACAGUCUAUAUUAUCUAGUAGUGGCUUUAUCUAAACUCGUGGCGGCUUUUCGCCAACUGAGUAUUGGUUUUAGAUUCAUAAUAAAUUAGGACACUAACUUCCUUGGAGAAGAAUCACGUUUGAAUCAUCAAAUAAGUUAUUUUCUGUGAAAAUCAAAAAAAUAUCCUAAAGCGCCAAAAACCAACUCAGUUGCGUUACAGCUAAAGCCGGACUCGUGUAGGAUCUGGAAAUAUAAUAUAACCCGGAUCGAUCUCAAUAUAAUAUAAGGAAAUCGCGAUAUUUCAUUUGUCCUCUUUAUCGAUUUUUCUAUAGAGCGAUCAAUUUAUCACGAACCAACCAUGUUUUCGGAGGACAAUAGGUUAAUUUGAUUUCUGUUUUUUUUUUUUUUAUCAUUAUUAGAUUAAGUUUAUUAAUCUUAUUUUACCGAUUAUUUUACUCUUUUAAACCUGAGAUGAGUACUCGUCCGGUCUAAACUUAAAACUGUAAAACUCAUAAAUGGUAAAUCUAAUCUGCUAUUUAUUUUAACAUUUCUGGAAAAAUAUUUUCCUUAAUUUUGAAAUGGAGAUUGCUAACUAAAAAUCUAAAUUGGAUCUUAAAGAAAAAUCUCAUUUCAGGUAUAAAAAGUCGGGGAACGAACUGAAAAAUAAUGUUAAUAUAAAGAUUAAAUGAUUCCUUAAUGAUAAAAUAAAAUAUACUCCGAGAAAAUUGCAGAUUCACGAUAAAUUGAUCAUUCUGUAUAGUUCCGACGUUUCUCCUUACUCGUCUUUAUAUCUCAGGAAAUACUUUUUAAGGUAGCAAAAAUGCGCUGCGAUUUUACAAUAUCGUAGAUUAUUAAAAAACGUGGAUUUUUUUUCCCGGUGGUAAUUAUAGUUUGAUCAUUUUUUUUAUAGUUUUCUUAAAAAUUAAAAUGAAAUUAACGUAUGACGAUGAUGAAUACAUAGUUUUUAUAACCGAUUUCCGCGAGUUAUCUUACCAAUGAAUUUACCGAGAUCGGCUCAGAAUCGUUUUUUUUUGUCACGUUGACUUAUCUUCGCUUUCGGUAAAUAGUAAACUAUAGUUAACUGCCAUAUUAUCCUAGACACAUAGAAAGUGUAGAACUGCGGUCGUCUGUAAAAUCGGGGUUUUUUUUUUUUUUUUAUCGCUCGUACAUUUCAAUCUACAACAGUGUAAACUCGUCCCCGUUAUCGUUCCUCGGCCGGCGGCGAUCGACCGUCCGGAACGAUCCUGGGCCGGACUUUUGACGACUUUCGAAGACAUUUAAAUCCGAUUGACGGUUUACGAAUCCCGGAGUCGCACACGUAAUAUUAAUAUUAUCGCGCAGUGGGUACCACCGGUUAUUCGAAUGGCAGCUCUCGCGAAUGACAACGACGGUGACAGCUGACGAGGUUCGAUACGACAGUCUACGUUUUCCGGCACGCGCGUUUAUUACAAUAUUACAGUCGUAAAUUUGUCACGCGCGUUAUUCGAGACGUUUUGAGCGAUCGGUACGAGAUAUACGUUUUCCGGCACGCGCGUUUAUUACAAUAUUACAGUCGUAAAUUUGUCACGCGCGUUAUUCGAGACGUUUUGAGCGAUCGGUACGAGAUAAAUAAUAAUAAUGAUAAUAAAAAAAAAAAAAAAAAAAAACNACGUCGCACGUCAAACAGAACGCGGUCCCUGCAGACGGAGACGCUUUAUAUUAUACACGUGCACAAUUCAUGACGUAUUUCGACUAAAAGUCGCACGCGAAUAUCAUAAUAAUUGUUAAAAUUGUCGGAAUCAUGCCGGAUAUGCCGCGAAAUCGAAAUGUCGAUGAUAUUAUGUAUACGAAAUGAUUAUUACUAUGGAUUCAAAUGCAUUAGAAAUCAUCGAAAAAUUCUCUAAAAAAUAUAUUUGAAAAAUCAAUUUUACCGGGAAAAUGCCCUUAAAAAAUGAUAUAUCAAUUGCCUUAAAUUAUUUUGUUACUGUAUAAUUUAUAAUAUUUUAAUUUUAUAAAAAAAAAAGAGCUUAUACUGGGGAUGGGAGCAGCCACUGUUGUAGGGGAGAAGUUCGGGAGGUAAGAUAUAUAAGGUUAUUUCAUUUACAUCUGUAAGUAAUGAUAAACUAAAGAUUUAACGAAAAACAAUUCCAAGCGCAGUUUGGUAACACAUAAUUUGAAGUGACCUAAUUUUUUUUGCGAUUAUCGUUUAAAUUUGAUAACAAAACGCUUAUUAAAAAAAAAAAAAAGUUUUCUGAUGAUUUUGAACAUUUUACCAUAUUGGUAAGUCCAAUAUAAGUAUUAAUACAAAGUUUCUAGUCCCUAAGUGGGUUUAUAACCGAGUUAUAGGAAGAAAACUCCCAAAAAUUAAAAUUCCUUAAGAGCUCAAAAGUCGCCCGAAAUUAUUAGCGAAGAAACCGUAAGAAUGUAAAUCAUAAAGGCGAAUAAAAAGGUGUUUUGUGAUUUUUCGAUUAAAUCAUUUUUUUUUUGGGUAGAAAACGUCGUCCGUGUUUUUAUGAGCUACGGCCGGAAUCUAAAAAAAAAAAAAGAAAAGAAAAUCAAAGAAUUUGAAUUGUGACUAUUACCGACGAUAUUAUUGACUGAGGUGAUAUAUCUGACUGAUUGACUGUAGAACCCGAAAACUAUGAGUAAUAUUUCGAAUCACCUAAAUUUAAAUUAUUAAGUCGGAUCUUAGACCAAAAUAUAUACCAAGUAUGUUUAAUCGAUGGUCGUAUCACGUACAAAUACAAUAUUAUACUAUACCCGUAGAUUGUACGAAUACGAAUAUGCAAAAACAAAGUAAAAUAAAAAUUUCAUCUUCGGAGUCUGUUACGUGAAUCGAAUUGUGUACUUGGUUAGCGUUGUCUAAUAUCGCUCAAAAAAAUAUGCAUUUCGCAUUGAAAUUUGGGUCCUAAUUAUCACACAACCACUGCAGUCGUCAGUUAGGUUUUUUUUUUUUUUAUAGGAAUUCUGUUAAAAAUAUUCGUAGAAACCUGACAUUUUCAGAAAAUACUUAUGCGAUAUUAGACAUUUUUUAAACGUGGUAGAAUUUUUUAAAACGUUCUAUCAAUUUAUGAGAUAUUCAUAAGAGUUUUAAAUUUUUGAGUUUUAUUUAGAUUUAUGUAGAAGAAAUUGUUUUCGCCAAACAGAAAUGCUUUGAAUAUUUACCACGACUCACAAUAUAUUUAAACAUAUUAUUGUUGUUAUUGUUUCGUAAUUGUUUCAAGUUAAAAUUUUGUUAAGAACCGUAAAAACUACGGCAUUUCAAAACUCUACAAUUGAACUUCACUACGAAUCGUAUUUUCAUAGCAAUGGUUUGCUUUCCCGACUUUUCACCUGUCAAAGUGGCGCACACAUUAGCGAUAUCUACACUUUUCUGUCCGUUAACAAUUUACCUACCAGAAAUCUUGCUCUAACCUAACCUGACCUAUGAUUUUUCUGAAAUAAUCGAGAAAACCGGUAUUUAUUUCUAUUGAUUUUCGGUAUACCUCGGCAACAACGAAAACAAUGCCGUUAAUAAUACUCGGCUCAGAAUCGUUUUUCGUUAGCGACGGCUUUUCCCCGCGUGCAGAUACGGAUCACGAAUAUAAAUCGUCUCGUCCAUUUUUCCUCCCGAAACAGUGGCACGCCCAUCGUCGUCCGUUAUUUUCGUAACGAUUUGUAAAUUGGUUCAACGAUUGGUUUCUCCAUUCCUGUACGCCCGUCCAUACCAGCAAUACCCUCGGAUUCUGUAUAGGACCGUCUCGCCGUAUCCAACGCGUCUAUUUCUCACUCGUUCCCCAGCGAGUCGUCCCCCGGCGCACUGUAACGUGCAUAUUUUUCGGUUUUAUUAUUUAAAAAACAAACCAUAGACGGAGGAGAUAGAGCUCUGCUGCGGCUCACCGGGUUUUUUUUUUAAAAUUUUUUUUAUUCCGUAUCGUCGUCUCAUUCCGUCUCGCUAACGACGACGGCGACGAAACUCUAGAGCGUAUAAUAUUAUUUUAGGUUACAUUUAGACGCGGUUAAAGGACAAUAUUAUUAUAACGAGGGCCCGCCGAGUUGCCGUAACGUAAUUGGAAGUUAUUCGCCCCGCCGCGAUUACAAAACCGCGCCGCACAAAAGAUAUUGUUACAAUAUAAUAUUGUACGCAAGAGCGGCGACGAGACAAGAGACGCCCCGUGUAUUAAGUGUAUUAUCGCCGUUAAAAUAUUACGACGGGCCACACAAAAGACGUGUCAUCCGCGGUAUCCACGGUUACGCGCCAACGUCGUUUUUGUGUUCGGCCCCGGACCGACACGGCGUUUUGUACCUACGCCGCCGCGGGCCUUUACGGGCGCUACGGUCUCCCCCGCACCGCCGUAAUAAUAUACGUACAGUGUUAGACGCGCGCGCGCGUGUUCCUGUCCGUUUUGUUCGGCCGACAAACAAUAUUGUCGUUCCCGGGGAUUAAGGGGUUAAACCUUUCGGCGGACGACCAGCCGGCCGGUCCCUCCGAGGACGCGCGGUGACGAGACGGCGCGCUGACGGGCCGCCGCGGGUUUAAGUCGCGGACUCGUUUUUGGCGUCGAGGGAUUUACCGCGACGUUUCCGCGGCACGGCGAUUAUGUUUUCUUGUAUUUUUUCACGCCCCGUGCGCCGUGCGCCCGGCCCCGAACGACGUCGCCCGUCAUGCCGACGUAAUAACCUAACGCCGGUCGUCGGUCGAAGCGCCGUAACGGUAUACGGUCGUCAGGGGGCCGGGGACAAAGGUCAAACGACUUUUACCGCGCCGCCGUCGCUCCGCGGCCGCGAUGGAUAAACGGGUUUGAGUACAUUAUCACAUUGUACGGUGUCUGUCGGUCGGUGAUUUGUCGCGUACAUUUUUCCCCUUUUUUUUCCCCACACCCCGAAUUGCCUUCCCAGAUCGAGGCGGGUAGUGGGGGCGCGUUAGCAUUGCUUACACACAGGUAACCCAACCUAACCGAACGGGUAUUCAUAGCGUCGCAGGAACAACUUAGUAUGACGACGAAUCUUGUACACUUACAAUCGUCAAGCGUUUUCCAGGCGCCAAAAAAAUAUUUUAUCCACACGAAACGAAAUAAAAACGAAAACGAAUUUCAAAUAUUAAUUUUGUUUUUUUUGUUUUUAUUGCCUUAUUCGAAAGAUAAUACAACGUGACGAUUAUAAUUCAAUAUUUUAUAUUAAGACGCCAGCGUCUAAGAUGAAGUUAACAAUUAAAGUGAUUAUCGAGGUGGAACGGGAGUUUAGAAGAAGUUUAAGUUAAGUUAAGUUUAGUUGAGUUGUCAGGAGAUAAAUAUCUGUAGAGGAUAAGAGCAGAAAAAAGGGUUUUAAAAUUUAAAAAGUGUCAGAUAGGGGCAGUAGAAAAGAAUAUCACAAAUAUCGCAGAUAACUUCAUUAAUAUGAAAGGCGCAAAAAUGUAGAGAAAAUCUGAAUGAGUGGCAACACUGUAUUCGAGACAAAGACGUGUAAAAUAAACUGUAUAAUAGAUCUACGAGGUUCAGUCCUCUAAACCGUGGAUGGGGGAGGGGAUGGGAGGAGAUAAUCCAAGCAGAAAAACUAGCAGAUAGAGAACGUCAUACAGGGAUAACUAGACCUUAUUUAGAGUAGAGCGGUAGAGAAUAAGAAUGUUCGGGGCAAGGAUUUUAAACAAAAACGUGGCCGCACAAAGGAUUUGGCGGAUGCAGCGCGAAUAUCGGUAGUCUCGUUACUCGUCAUUCCAACGCGGUUAGGGACCCGGAGAAAUUUGAAUUCGAUCACGUCUAAUACAAGGGCUAAUAUCGUAAGUAUUCAACGAUAGUUUCGGGUCUCCGCGGGUGUUUUUCGCCGAAUUAAAACGAAAUAACGAAAUCGAAAGUAACGGGGAUCGUUAUCGCGUGACUCGCCGGGAGUCUACCACGAGUCAAAAAAAAAAAAAAAAAAUAAACGUCGCAUCAACUAGAUUCGAAAUGUUAAAGGAAAGUUUCUUUAAAAAUGUUUUAAUUGGCGUGAGAUAUCUAGUGGAAAAGUAACCGCAUUAACCGGACAUUCAAAAAGGAAAACAAAAUCACCGUAAAACCGUUGCGUUCCUCGCCGCACUCAGAUUUUAAAACGAGACCGAUUAGAGGCGCUUUAAUUUCACCGUCUCCUCUCAUAAAUGUACAUAAUAAAGGCUAACGUCUUCCCGUAAACAUCUAUUAUACAUUGUAACGUUCUGUAAUACGACCGCGAGAAACACAUUACGUUAUACAGGCUGUACAGCGUACGCGGCGCGACGUAAACGGGAAAUCAGUUCUUGCCGUUAACAUCGCCCCUUAAGCGCGGCCGUGAUACGUGUUUUGCACCGAAACCCAGUGCGGAACGCCGUGACAUAUCGCGCUCUAAUGCCGACCGAGAAACGAUUCUGAGCAGGGUUUAAUAUGCGUGGCGAUGUCGAUAUAAACUGUCGAUUGCGGUCGUGAUUUUUCUUCUUUUCAAUUGGUUUUUUUAUAGUUUCGUUUAAUAGAAGAACCGUUGGCAAUCCGUAGAAAAACCGUUCGGAAUUGACAUAUUUCGUUGCGGGCGAUUGGUACUGGUUUCGAAGACGUUAAUUUAUUUUUUUCUUUGAGGGAGGGAGGGGCAAAACUAUUUACGACAAUUCGAAUCGGUGUAUAUUUCACCGAAAUACAAGUAAAACAAAUACCGCGUUAUACUACGGGGUUUUGAUGGGGGGGGGGCAAAUAACUUUAUUACCCCUCCAGAUCCUGUUUUUAUCGUUUAUCCGAUUUUCGGAUUGGUUUUUACCGACUGAGAAGAUGUUUUCUGAGAAAAAUAAAAAAAUUACGGGAGUUGAACUUUUGAUAAUUCUGAACAAUUUUUUUAAUAGACUGUCCCGUUUGCUUUAAAUUACACAUAUUUACGUUUGUUACACUGAAAAUCAAAAAUAUAUAAUAGAAUUUAAAUGUUUACGGCAUUUUUUUUGACCAUGAUCGUCGUACGCGAACAACCGUUCACUUAUCACGUAUUUAUUUUGAAAUUUUUUUUUUCUUUACAUUUUGUGCAUGCUCUUCAUCUCCGGUAGGGUUUCACUCGUUUUGGAUUUUCAUUCUACGGUAAACAUUCAUACAUUAGAGAUUAUUUUCCAUUUCCGUUACUAAAAGGUACACAGAUAUUACAAUAUUGUUCGGCACGGUAUACUUGUUCACUUCUACGUCAAUCAAUAUUGCUGUUUUUGAAUACGACGUUUUAAUCAAUCGGUUUCUCCGCCCGAGUUACGUGUUGGUGCACAAUUAAUCAUUUUACUCCGAUUAAGUAUAAAAAAAAAAAAAAAAAAAAUAAUCCCGAUUGGUUUUACUAUUACGCCUUGUACGUUAUUAGAAAAUAGCCUAACCGCAUGAUUUUGUGUUCUUUAUUGUUCUCAUUUCGAAUCGAAUAAUAACGCCCACUAGAGGGUAACAGCUGAUACCCCAGAGUUUUUAAGCGUGGCGACGGCGUUGAAGAUCAAAAAACACUUAUAUAUUAUGUUAGAAAUAAGUAACCAAGUUUAUGUGAAAUAAUAAUAUUAUAACACACCGAUCUAUUGCUAAUUUUAUAGGGGGAGGGGGGAAAGGCGUGAAUAUAAUAUGCUAGUCAACGGCUGUUCAACUUGUUACGAUGAUUCAAUUUCGAGUGUGCGUCUAGGAAAAUAGAGAAUCUGGCCGAUAUCCAAGUUAAGACCCAAGUGGUUUUGACGGGCAGUACACUAGUAUCGGGUCCUAAUGAAUUUUCGGUAGUAUCCUAGUCGGAUCCCGACGAUUAAAACCAAUACGAAAUAUUUUCCUCUUUCAUUUGUAUACAGAUUCGGGACUUGGGAUCUAUUUGACCAGCGAUUCGUUUUGUAAUUUUCCCCUCUGAAACGUUUCGUUUUUGUAACACGCGGUGUUCCUUCGUUUUUUUUCUCCGGACUUUUCACUUUAACGCGAGUGUCUGUUCGGGUAAAAACGCCCGUGAACUGGUCGAUAUUGUGAUGGAUACCGUGUGUUGUCCGUCUAAACUUUCAAACCGAGUAUCGUAAUUGUUAUUAAUGUUACGGUACCGGUCGGCUAGUGCCACUCGCGGGAACCCGGGACCCGUCCAGUAUCACACGACCCGCACAGACCCGUGUAGAUUUUCGAUCGCGGGCCCCGACUGAGAAAUUCGACACCCCGAAAGUUUAAGUGCCCGUGUGUAACAAUAAUAAUAAUUGAAAUUCGCCGGCUCGUAAUACGUUCGGGGCGAAUGGGAUGAAACGUUCGACGCGUCACGUGUUUGUUGUACCGUAUUUUUUAUGUGCCCAACAGAUCGUCCGAAGCAAGCGCAGCGACCGGUCACCGCGAUGUGGUUGUGGUUCGUGACCGCGUGUUCGGCACUGGUAUUGUCGCCGGAUACCGUGUCCUCCGACGCGGGCCUGUCCAGCACAUCGUUCAGCAACGAGCUGCGCGCCGGUUUCACCAGACUGUUCCAGAACGGCAUCGAACAGCCCAACUACCAGUCGCCGUUCGUCCUGCUCAACCCUACCGAGUUCCAGACCCCAGACCCGCAGCUCCAGCGGCCCGCCCCGUUCAGCGCGCAAUUCGCGUCCCCGGGUUAUCAGCCGCCCCGUUCCAGGUACGAGUUGCAGCGUCUGUCGUGGGUGAUCCCUUAUUAUUAUGUCCCUACCAGGUACCAUCCGUCGAGGGGCAACAAGAGGCCGAACGACGUGCUGGUGUUGGUCGUCAAGACCACUACGAACAGUAAUAACUGCACGACCAACGGGACGGAACCCGCGGCCGGCGAUGGCGGCGACGAAGUAAGUACCAAUAACGUUGUCGUCGUCCGUUUACGAACCGCACCUAACCGCGCGAAACAUUAACGGCGUUAGGGCUGGACCGACCCGGAGAGAGCGGGGACGUACCGUUCGGGUUGAGACGCGAACCUCCGGACGGAUCCGGACACCUAGCGGCCGGUACGCGUUCGCGUAGGGCCCCGCACAAACGUCCGCGCGUUAAUCGGCCCGAACGUCAACGGGCCGUAAUGCGUAAUGCGAACUAAAAUUUGCCGAAAAUAAAAACGCCCGGGCAGUAAUAUUCCGGUAAAUAAUAUUAAUAGAAACCGAAAAACCGCAGAAAGUUAAACGGCCAAAAUAUAUAAACAGAAGCGGAACGUGAAAAUUCCGGAAAUUCACUGUCGAACGACCAGAAUGUAGUUUUCCAGAGAAACAUAAUCGUAAAUAAAUCGAACGAGGGAAAAAAAAGGCGCGUUUCGUGCAGCGCGGGCGUGUGUCGCGCGCAGCGAAAAUAUCCGUCCGCGCGAAACAACGACGGCGUUAUCGCUCUCCGUCCGAGCGUCUCCUAGGGUUUGUCCGUUUCGGUCGUUUCUGCCUUCUAGAAGAUUACGGUUCUGAUAGGAUUCCCCGCUCUCCGGUAACCGACGGCCCGGCCGUUUACGUCGCGGGACUUUACAACACGCGACGCGCGUUCGCCGUCCGAGCGGUCCGUCCAACGUCUCCGUCUCCCGGAUAGCGGACACGGCGCGCGAGAGAGCGUGCGCUCCGAACGGGAGCGAAACCGUGCGUCACCUAGGUUAUCGCAUUUGUCUACGGACCGCUGUCGCGCGCACUCGGGAAAUCCGGCCGGACGGGAUUUCGUGUCGCCGUGCCGUUAAACCCGCGUGAUUAUCACAAUAGCGGAUAUCGUUUGCGACCCGCACUCGGACAUCGCGGUGUCGCCGUGCUAUCGUUUUCGCGCCCCCACAACCCCCCCUCCCCGAACCGCGAGACCGUUCGUUUGCCGUUUUCCGCGGAACCGCCGCUACGGCGUACCGGCCGAGCGAGACGCGGACAUAUUGUUUUACCGGUGACGGCCGCGCUCGCCCGGCGACACGCCGAAAUGUCCCGGACGGGUUUCCGUAUCGUCCCCGGUCACCGCGACGUCACGCGGUGGCGGCCCGCGUCGCGACAACGUUCGUGUUGUAUCGCGAAUCCGAAAUAUUCCCGCGGAAAACCACGCGGCGUGGCCGGGGAAAACGCCGAGACGUCAACGACGACGCUUGCUGCCGCCGCGGCAGUAUCGGCGACGUGUGACUAACAGCGACCGGCGGACGCGGCCCGUUCCCCUUAGGGCGCCCGAAAUGUGACGACGGCUUUGUUUUUUUUUUUAAUAAUACACUACUAAAUUCAGACUACACGUUUCACAACUGCACUGUCGAUGGUCGGUUUCAACAAUUCGAAAUCGUCAUUAUACCGUAGCCGGUACGCGUGCGCGACGUAAACGACGUUCGCCGGCGAUACUAUGUAGACGACGGAUUAUCUGUACACCGCGUGCGCGGUGUUACGUUUAACGGCGUUAACCGCGGUGCGACGCGGCGUUUUUAUCAAGCGAACGAGUAAAUCUUCGGGAUAUCGUUCGUCGCGCAUGUGAACGGACGUGUCGCGGCAAACGGUCAGGACGUGUAUCGAUGCCGUUUACAGAAAAAAAAAAAAAACGUAUAAAACAAUUUCAGAAAGUGGGGGUAAACCGCCCACACACACACACACACACACACACACACACACAUAUACAUAUGUCUGGAUUUCGAAGUCACGCCGCCGAUCGCUCUAUGGCGGUCCAACGGAGUGUGUGGAAAAACGUGGUCCGUUAUAACGGAUCGUAACAUGCAUUAUGCAUUAUGCGAUCGGCCGUCAUCUCCUGCAGUAUUGGUAUAGGCUCUCUAGACCGAUCUACGCCCCCCCCCGUUGUAUUACAGGAGAUUGUAAAAAACCGACAUAUUGUCAUUUUAUGCGUUCGAGUUAAAAAAAAAAAAAAAAACAAAAACCGUCCACGUAGGAAUAUCGCAGUACGCCGUUACUCCGGGCAAUCGAUUUCCGAUUUAGCCCGGUAGUUUCGAGGGGGCCUGUAGGGUAGUUUGUAGGGCGGUCUUACACAGGUGAAAUGAUCCGUGUUUAUUUUAUUGUCGUUAUAAUUUAACGAUAAAGUGCAGUCUUGGGCAGUAAAGUACAGCGCGUAAGUUACCUGCGCGUUGUGCCGUAUAAUUCCGGUACCUACUUUAAUGUGGCGGAAUCGCGUUGUUUUUUUAUUUUUUUUUGUUCUUUUCCUCCCGCGUGUACCCAUUGAUGUUUUGACAUUAGUAACGCGCGACUAAAUGAUUACUGAAUUAUUCGGCUGGUUUUAACGGUACCGACACGACGACUGUAACGGUUGCUGUUAAAACGUUUUUCGACCGAUGCGCGCGUGUAAAUUAAUUGAAAAAAAAAAAACAAACAAAAUAAUAAUAAAAAGUACACGCAUUUUCCGUACGGCGAGAUCGGGGAAAAAGGAUAGAAACAAUCGAGAAGUAAAACGAAUCGCGUUCCAGUUUCAGAAGUAAAGUAAUUACACGCGCAUUUGAGGUACUUAACUAACAACGAACGCGCAAUGUCGUUAAACUCACGUUUUAAAUAGGCGACGAGUUACGCGUGGUAAUUGUAUUGCUUCCGAAAGGCGACACUCGCCCGAGGCCGGCAAACUAGGUGAUAAUUCGGUUCGCGCGAGACGCAUAAGUUAGGUACACUAUGGCUAACCGUAUUGUUAAUGUCGUGUUCGUUUUUAUUUAAUCCCACGCGACGCGCAGGAAUCGAAUCCGGACGACGAGGUGGAAGUCAUAGCCGGCGGCGCGGAAAAGGGCAAGGAACCGUCGCGGUGCGUGUGGGCCAUCCUGUCGUGCUGCGCCCCGGCCAACACCCCCAUCCGGUACACGUGUUUCGACGUGUUGGGCUGCAGCGCCGCGUUCUGGGACACCAACCCGUGCGUGCCGGCCAUCCUGCUGACCGCCCUCGACCAGGCCACCGCGUACUACGGCGCGGCCACGGCCAGCAACCGGACCGUGACGACGGACAAGCCGGCCGCGGACCCGGCCGCCACGGACCCGCCCGCCACCGACGCCGCGGCCGUGGACCUGACGGCCGCCCUGACGGCCGGCACGACCACCACUACGGCCGACACGUCCAUUAUCGACCAGACGGCGACGCCCAAGCCGGCCGCUUAGGCGCGGCGCCCGCACGGAAUCCGCUUCCGCCCCUCAUUCGCGACCAACUCCCCUCCUCCUACCUCCCCCUCUCCGAAAAUACCGUACGUGUACAACGGUACGCGUCCAAAUUGUAUAAUACAACAACAUUGUUAAACUGUCGGGAAAAAUUGUCUGCGACAUCCACCGACGGUGUACGGUCGCUUAUAGUUUACUAUGGAUAAUAUAAUAUUUCAAC
Cinara cedri is the source of this 31208-nucleotide messenger RNA. The record is from the annotation of a GenBank genome assembly. Lineage: Eukaryota; Metazoa; Arthropoda; Insecta; Hemiptera; Aphididae.